Molecule: messenger RNA, 1818 nt
Organism: Schistocerca cancellata (South American locust)
Lineage: Eukaryota; Metazoa; Arthropoda; Insecta; Orthoptera; Acrididae
Product: basic salivary proline-rich protein 1-like
Exons: 4
Coding region: 1-1818 (605 amino acids)
Source: RefSeq, a predicted model, not a curated record
AUGGCAGUCAAAACAAAGGAAAUACAAGAAAUUAAAAUGGAAACAAAAAGUGGAAAAAUAGCACUGCUGUACCUCAUGAGAAACAAGUACUUUUAUUCACUCUGUGAAGGCAGUACAGAAUUCUCUGACCAGUCAUUUGCACAGAAAUUGGUGGUGGUGACUGCACUGAAGUCAUUCCAUGUGAAAACCGACGCCCCCAGCGGGGAAACGAAACCGACGCCCCCAGCGGGGAAACGAAACCGACGCCCCCAGCGGGGAAACGAAACCGACGCCCCCAGCGGGGAAACGAAACCGACGCCCCCAGCGGGGAAACGAAACCGACGCCCCCAGCGGGGAAACGAAACCGACGCCCCCAGCGGGGAAACGAAACCGACGCCCCCAGCGGGGAAACGAAACCGACGCCCCCAGCGGGGAAACGAAACCGACGCCCCCAGCGGGGAAACGAAACCGACGCCCCCAGCGGGGAAACGAAACCGACGCCCCCAGCGGGGAAACGAAACCGACGCCCCCAGCGGGGAAACGAAACCGACGCCCCCAGCGGGGAAACGAAACCGACGCCCCCAGCGGGGAAACGAAACCGACGCCCCCAGCGGGGAAACGAAACCGACGCCCCCAGCGGGGAAACGAAACCGACGCCCCCAGCGGGGAAACGAAACCGACGCCCCCAGCGGGGAAACGAAACCGACGCCCCCAGCGGGGAAACGAAACCGACGCCCCCAGCGGGGAAACGAAACCGACGCCCCCAGCGGGGAAACGAAACCGACGCCCCCAGCGGGGAAACGAAACCGACGCCCCCAGCGGGGAAACGAAACCGACGCCCCCAGCGGGGAAACGAAACCGACGCCCCCAGCGGGGAAACGAAACCGACGCCCCCAGCGGGGAAACGAAACCGACGCCCCCAGCGGGGAAACGAAACCGACGCCCCCAGCGGGGAAACGAAACCGACGCCCCCAGCGGGGAAACGAAACCGACGCCCCCAGCGGGGAAACGAAACCGACGCCCCCAGCGGGGAAACGAAACCGACGCCCCCAGCGGGGAAACGAAACCGACGCCCCCAGCGGGGAAACGAAACCGACGCCCCCAGCGGGGAAACGAAACCGACGCCCCCAGCGGGGAAACGAAACCGACGCCCCCAGCGGGGAAACGAAACCGACGCCCCCAGCGGGGAAACGAAACCGACGCCCCCAGCGGGGAAACGAAACCGACGCCCCCAGCGGGGAAACGAAACCGACGCCCCCAGCGGGGAAACGAAACCGACGCCCCCAGCGGGGAAACGAAACCGACGCCCCCAGCGGGGAAACGAAACCGACGCCCCCAGCGGGGAAACGAAACCGACGCCCCCAGCGGGGAAACGAAACCGACGCCCCCAGCGGGGAAACGAAACCGACGCCCCCAGCGGGGAAACGAAACCGACGCCCCCAGCGGGGAAACGAAACCGACGCCCCCAGCGGGGAAACGAAACCGACGCCCCCAGCGGGGAAACGAAACCGACGCCCCCAGCGGGGAAACGAAACCGACGCCCCCAGCGGGGAAACGAAACCGACGCCCCCAGCGGGGAAACGAAACCGACGCCCCCAGCGGGGAAACGAAACCGACGCCCCCAGCGGGGAAACGAAACCGACGCCCCCAGCGGGGAAACGAAACCGACGCCCCCAGCGGGGAAACGAAACCGACGCCCCCAGCGGGGAAACGAAACCGACGCCCCCAGCGGGGAAACGAAACCGACGCCCCCAGCAGGGAAACCGAUGCCCCCAAAAUGUUUGUGGAAGUGCACUUCACAAUGUUGAUAUUGUGCUGGACUAUACUCAAGCACUGUAA